CCAGGACCAGCUCCUCUCCCAGCCCAGCAGGGCUGAGGGCUCUGCCUGCAGGCACUGAGGGGAGAGGAGCCAGGCAGAGACAGGCUGAAGGCAAUCAGGAUUGGGAAGACACUGUGCUGAGACUUCACCUGGGGAAAGAUCUCCACAGCCCUCUACAUGUGCAAUCACUCUGAAAUAGAGGGAGGUGUGAUGACCAAAGGACACCUGUAUGCGAUGCAGCAGGUCUGACUGCACUGGGGCGCAGGGACCCCUGUUUUCCCUCUGGUCUCCCCAGUGUUCAACUGAGAGCAAUGCUGAAGAGGAAAAAGCAACUCAACAACACAAACUCAAACUGAAAAAUCUUUAGGAAAGAACCCUCACAUGAAGAGAAGUAAUUUCGAUGGGAUUCCAAAUAAAAUACAUAGGACUGACUCAAAGAAGUUUUUCUCAGCUUGUCAAUGUCUUCUUUCAAAAGUGCACGAUGCCCAGAGUAAAGAAAUGUCCAACAGCAGCUCCAUCAGCCACUUCCUCCUGCUGGCAUUGGCAGACACGCGGCAGCUGCAGCUCCUGCACUUCUGCCUCUUCCUCGGCAUCUCCCUGGCUGCCCUCCUGGGCAACGGCCUCAUCAUCAGCGCCGUAGCCUGCGGCCACCACCUGCACACGCCCAUGUUCUUCUUCCUGCUCAACCUGGCCCUCAGCGACCUGGGCUCCAUCUGCACCACUGUCCCCAAAGCCAUGCACAAUUCCCUCUGGGACACCAGGGACAUCUCCUACUCAGGAUGUGCUGCACAGUUAUUUAUGCUUGUCUUCUUCCUUGGAGCAGAGUUUUCCCUCCUGACCAUCAUGUGCUACGAUCGCUACGUGUCCAUCUGCAAACCCCUGCACUACGGGACCCUCCUGGGCAGCAGAGCUUGUGCCCACAUGGCAGCAGCUGCCUGGGCCAGUGGCCUUCUCAAUGCUCUGCUGCUCACGGCCAAUACAUUUUCCCUGCCCCUGUGCCAUGGCAAUGCCCUGGGCCAGUUCUUCUGUGAAAUCCCACACAUCCUCAAGCUCUCCUGCUCGCACUCCAGCCUCAGAAAACUGGGGGUUCUUGCUGUUAGUGCCUGUUUAGCUUUUGGCUGUUUAUUCUUCAUGGUUUUCUCCUAUGUGCAGAUCUUCAGGGCUGUGCUGAGGAUCUCCUCUGAGCAGGGACGGCACAAAGCCUUUUCCACCUGUCUCCCUCACCUGGCCGUGGUCUCCCUGUUCCUCAGCACUGGCACAUUUGCCCACCUGAAGCCGCCCUCCAUCUCCUCCCCAUCCCUGGACCUAGCCCUGUCAGUUCUGUACUCGGUGGUGCCUCCAGCCCUGAACCCCCUCAUCUACAGCCUGAGGAACCAGGAGCUCAAGGCUGCAGUGGGGAGACUGAUGAACCACCUUGUCUCCCUGAGCCUCCUCUUCUCCAGGAUAAACAUCCCCAGCUCCCUCAGCUUCUCCUCACAGGACUUGUGUUCCACACCCCUCACCAGCCUUGUUGCCCUUCUCUGGACACGCUCCAGCCCCUACAUGGCCUUCCUAAAUUGGGGGGCCCAGAACUGGACACAGCACUCGAGGUGUGGCCUCACCAGUGCCGAGCACAGGGGAAGAAUCACUGCCCUGCUCCUGCUGGCCACACCAUUCCUGAGCCAGGCCAGGAGC
This is a messenger RNA of Motacilla alba alba, 1653 nucleotides long. RefSeq names its product olfactory receptor 14J1-like. Gene Ontology annotation, biological process: G protein-coupled receptor signaling pathway. The annotation marks the transcript as partial. The transcript has 3 exons. Gene Ontology annotation, cellular component: membrane. The record is from RefSeq and is a predicted model, not a curated record. Gene Ontology annotation, molecular function: olfactory receptor activity; G protein-coupled receptor activity. NCBI's taxonomy places the organism in Eukaryota, Metazoa, Chordata, Aves, Passeriformes, Motacillidae.